GUCACUGCUCCAUAGCAAGUGUUGAGUGAAGCUUAUUUUUAUGUUUUGGUGUAUUUUAAACAUGACUGAUUAUUUGAGAGACUGGAUCAACACACGUUCCUGUCGCACAGUUCUACUGUUUGACUAGUUCGUUUUUGUUUUGACGGAUGUCCACAGGAGGGUGCCACGUGCCUGGCAGCUUCUGUGGAAGAAAUAUAUAAAUAUUUCUAUGUAGGGUAGUCUCAGCCCUGUGUCUAAAUCAGAGCAGUGCUCAGGAGAGGGAGAGAAAGAGAGAGACGCGGGGAGUGAGAAAAAGGAGGGAGGGUGGCCGAAAACUAAGAGAGGAGAGCUAGAGACGGGGAAAGGAGCAGAAAACCUGCAACACCUCAUCAGCUGUUUGUACUGUUUGUCAACUCUUCUUUUACCAUGGCUACAACAUCCCAGGACUUAGACUAAGGAGGAAACAAAGACACGAGUGUGAGAGAGAAAGAGAGAGGAGUGAGAAAAAGAAAAAAGCAAGAACCAAAAAAAAAAAAGGAAGAAGAGUGAGAGUGAAAGGAGAGAGAGGAAAGGUGGGCGAGAGGAGGAGUAGGCACCCUUUCCUUGAAGAAGUAAGCGUGCAAGGGGAAAAGGAGAGAGGAGGAAGGAGGGAGCGCACUCUACUGUGUGGACAUGGGGUUGUGUGCUGUUCUGUUGAUCUGUCUAUCCCAGGCACAGUUUGGGAGAAUUUGGGCGCAGGAGCGAACAGAUAAUACGUCACUGCGGAUAGAUGGGGGCUCGCCUGAGAUGGGCAGGAUCUACCAAGACCAGCAGCCCUCCAUCAAACAUGGUCAGAACCGAGCGGUACGCAACGCACUGGGGGGAGGACUGGACAUUGAUACCCUGCCCGACAACAUGACCCAUGUGGUGGAGGACUCUCAGAGGUACUACAGGUGGAGGAGUUACGGGCCAGGAGACAGACGGAUGGAGGAACUCUGGGUAGACCUAAAUGCUGUGCAACAGAGCAAAGUCAGAGUGCACGGCAUCCUGUCCAACACACACCGGCAGGCAGCGCGUGUGGCUCUCUCCUUUGACUUCCCCUUCUAUGGACACUACCUGAGACAAAUCACCAUAGCAACAGGAGGGUUCAUCUUCACGGGGGAGAUCACGCAUCGCAUGCUGACAGCCACACAGUACAUCGCCCCCCUCAUGGCCAACUUUGACCCCAGUUUUUCAAAAAACUCAACAGUGCGGUACAUGGACAAUGGUGAGGUGUUUGUGGUGCAAUGGGACAAGGUGCGGCUUCAGGGGCGCGAGGCAGAGGGAACCUUCACCUUCCAGGCUGCUCUCCAUAACAAUGGAACAAUUGCGUUCAACUACAGAGAGGUUCCUUUGCCAGUAGAGAAGAUCAACUCCACUGAACACCCAGUGAAGGUGGGCCUGUCUGAUGCGUUCAUGGCCCUCCUCCCCUCUCCACAGUCCUCAGAUGCAAGACGGCGGACCAUCUAUGAGUACCAUAGAGUAGAGAUUGACACCACUAAGAUCAACAAUCACUCUGCCUUUGAAUUCACACCAUUGCCCACAUGUCUCCAACACACCACCUGUGAACUCUGUCUCAUAUCCAACCUGACAAAUGGCUGUGGUUGGUGCAACACACUGCAAAGAUGCUCCGAUGGAAUUGAUCGUCACAGACAGGAGUGGCUCGACUACAACUGUCCUGAAGAGGCAAAAGAGGCCACUUGUGAGGACUACACUCAGGGUGGCCCUGAGGGUUCCAUGGGGUCCUUCAACCACUCAGCCCCAGAGCCCACGUCCUCCCCUGCAGUGCUCUCAGAAAUCCCCGUCACCGAGGAUGACACCAAACUUUUCAUUCGCUACAAUGGUGGUGACUUGCAAACGGGUCCUCCGCACCAGGAACGGACAGAGCACACUGCGAUUAUUGCAGGUGUGGUGGCAGCCCUCAUUCUGCUGGUAGCCUUGACCCUUUUGGCUGUCUACUAUAUCAACACACACCCCACUGUUGCUCCUCCAUUCUACCUCAUGCAGCGACACACCAAUAACUACUGGCCAUCUAUGAAGUUCCACAACCAGAGCUGUCACUCCACCUAUGCUGAGGUGGAGCUUGGGGGUCACGAUAAGGAGGGCUUCAUUGAGGCCGAACAGUGCUGCUAACUAGGCUGGACUUCCGGGGCAACGUUGGACAAGAGAGUGAGCGCCAUUUUGGGGAUUAAAAAAGGAACUAAAGGGGACAGAAAUGCAAAACGUCCCUUAUUCGUACUAUGGUGGACAAUGUGUAACUGCUUGUAGAGAACAGUACUUUGUCUGUUUUGUCUGUGUCUCUCGCUCUUCGCCUGUCCAACAUGCAGCAGCUGUCUAUGGCCCUGUUCGAAUACUCUAAUAAUACAUUCUUCCUCCUUCCCUUCCUUGAGGUAAGCACAAAUCUAAUGUUAUUUGAUAGGUGAGCAAGAAGUCCACUACAUUGAUUUCACCAAUCGUAUCAUAUCAGAUCAGCGAUAACUUCAAGGAAGGAGGGCCUACAGUGCCUUCGGAAAGUAUUCAGACACUUUGGCUUUUUCCACAUUUUGUUACGUUACAGCCUGACUCUAAAAAUGGAUUUAAUUGUUUUUUCCCUCAUCAAUCUACACAAAGCAUAAACAUUUUUUUUGUAUGGUUUCUAAUUUAUCAAAAAUAAUAAACUGAAAUAUCACAUUGACAUAAGUAUUCAGACCCUUUACUCAGUACUUAGUUGAGGCACCUUUGGCAGCGAUUACAGCCGUGAGUCUUCUUGGGUAUUAUUCUACCAUCCU
This is a messenger RNA of Oncorhynchus mykiss (rainbow trout), 2765 nucleotides long. RefSeq names its product plexin domain containing 1 (gene plxdc1). The record is from RefSeq and is a predicted model, not a curated record. NCBI's taxonomy places the organism in Eukaryota, Metazoa, Chordata, Actinopteri, Salmoniformes, Salmonidae.